CCGCGUCACUCAAUCGGCUCUUGCGCUCCGACACGCGCGCGACGCCGCCGCUGACGAACACACCGACGACGACGACGACGACGACACGGCGACCACGACGACGACCACGAGACAGAGAGUCGCAUCCGCCCGGCGUCCGCGGGCCCCCCCGUCGACGUAGACCGUAGACGUGUCUCGUCGAGACGGAAUUUUUUUCUUGGUAAAUUCGCUCUCGCACACACACACACACGCACACACACGCACACACACGCACACACAAACGACUAAGUAUUAGACGGGCGAGCCAAGUCGCCGCCGACGACGCCGUCGCGGGUCCCGCAACCCUUGUACUGUUAUAUUUAUAAUUUCUGAUGAUUUCGUCUAUGGCUAUGUUACCAUCAAUUUUGGCGGCCGGGAUUUUUCUACAAACGAUCAUACCAGUAUUGUCUACGGUUAGCUGGGAAGAUUGGUGGACUUACGAUGGCAUAUCAGGUCCGGCGUUCUGGGGCCUGAUAAAUCCAGAGUGGAGUCUUUGCAACAAAGGUCGACGACAGUCACCCGUCAACUUGGACCCGGAAAAAUUGCUCUACGAUCCCAACUUGACCGAACUGCACGUGGACAGGCAGCGGGUGGACGGUAUGAUAUGCAACACCGGUCACAGCGUUAUGUUUUAUCUGGAGAACGGCACCAAGAAUCACAUAAACAUCACUGGCGGACCGCUGUCGUACAAAUAUCAAGUGUACGAGAUACACAUACACUACGGCCAGCAGGACGAAAUUGGCUCCGAACACUCGAUCAACGGUUAUUCGUUUCCGGCAGAGCUUCAGAUAUUCAGUUUCAACUCGCAGCUGUUCGCCAACUACUCGGACGCGGUGCAGAGAUCACAUGGCAUCGUCGUGCUUUCGUUACUAUUACAGCUUGGAGAUUUGUCUAAUCCAGAAUUACGGAUACUCACCGAUCAUUUGGACAUGAUCAAAUAUAGUGGCGAUGAAGUUCCUGUUAAACGAUUGUCAGUCGCCGAUCUGUUACCAGCCACCCAUUACUACAUGACGUAUGACGGCUCUACCACGGUUCCCGCGUGUCACGAAACCGUUACCUGGUUAAUACUUAACAAACCAAUCUACAUCACUAAACAGCAAUUGUACAGUCUGCGGGGCCUGAUGCAGGGCAGCAAGAAGAACCAAGGUAUGGCGCCGCUGGGCAACAAUUUCCGACCACCACAGCCGCUGCACAAUCGGCUGGUGCGCACCAAUAUCGAUUUCAACCUGAGAAAGGACGAUGAGAAAUACUGCCCGAGCAUGCACAAAGACGUAUACUACAAGGCCAACGACUGGAAACCUCACUAAUAACGUACCUACCUACGUAUAUACAACUCGCGGCCGCCGCCGUAGCCUUCGCCGUCGUCACUCGUCCGUUGAAACAACAACAACUGCACCGUCGUCGAGCAAACCGGACGACGACGACGACGACAUUCCAGUAUACAUCAUUUUAAGAUAUCAUUAUUACGAUAUUAAUAUUGUGUAAAAUAAAUUAUUUAAUUAAGUAUAAAAAAUAACUGAGAAAAAAAAAACGUAUGGCAAGGCCAAAAAAAAAAAAAAUAACCGACUCUAAGAUUAUCCGAGGGCUCUCUCUACCACUCUCACUUUCUCUCUCUCUCUCUCUCUCUCUCUCUCUCUCUCCUCUCCAUUUCUAUUUUUCUCUCAAUCACUCUCUCUCUUUCUCUCUCUUUCUCUCUCUUAUAUUUCUAUUUUACGCUCUAUCUCGUUUUCCUACUCCCUGGAUUAAUUUUGGGCUCGAGCACGAACGUCUCAUUCCGAUAGGCACACCCCCACGCACGGCGUAAUAACAAUAACAAAGGUUUUAGUCUGUUUCGUCGUUUCGACAACAAUCGUAAUAUUAACUAAUAAUAAUCAUGUUUAUACGAAAUGCAUGAUGAAAAAAAUGUGGAAAAAACGCCUCGCUGCUUUGCUCGAAAAACGGUACUACCUAUACGAACGUUUUGUCCGUAUAUUCUACCGGGUCGCGAGAGAGGACGGGGAGAAGUCCUUAGGGUCGGAUUUUUUUUUCCUAUAUAUUUUUUUUUUCUUCAGGGAUAAUAGUUGUAUUAAUAAUAUAUAUAUAUACAUGUCUUCGGCUCGAUAUCGGGAGGUUCUCGGAAACGGAAUCCUUCGCAAUACGCGCGUUCCAAUAAUACAACUGUAAUGUUGCUAUACGGAAGUAAAACGAACGCACGCGAAAACCCUCGAACGAAACAAUAAUAUUAUACCCACGCGUAGUGCAGAGAAUAAAAUAUAUAAAUAUAUAUAUAUAUAUAUAUAUAUAUAUAGUCGUACCCAUCUACCCACCCAACCCGCCAACUUCGCCUACCCGCCUUCCCCAUGCAUACGUAAGCACGCCGGCGACGACGACUUGCGUAUAAAAAUCGCUCUCCGUUUUUCCGGGUGUUUUAUAGAUUUUGCAUUAGGACACGUUGUGUUUAUGGGCACAUGAAAAUAUGUUUUCCCGUGUCGUAAUACCUACCUCCCGAAAUGUGUAUUUGUCAUUACCCCGGGAAUAAUAAUAUAUUCCCACUCGAAUCGUAUUCCCUCGCACUGAUCUCAGACGUCGGAGCAUAAUAAUAAUA
Messenger RNA from Myzus persicae (green peach aphid), 2602 nucleotides. RefSeq names its product carbonic anhydrase-related protein 10 (gene CARPB). Lineage: Eukaryota; Metazoa; Arthropoda; Insecta; Hemiptera; Aphididae. The transcript is spliced from 11 exons. The coding region runs from base 351 to 1325 and encodes 324 amino acids. The record is from RefSeq and is a predicted model, not a curated record. Gene Ontology annotation, molecular function: zinc ion binding; carbonate dehydratase activity.